AGAAUUGUGUCUCAACUCACGAUGUUUGUGUCUUCGAAAUUUUCGUUAUCUCUGAGAUCUCUUGCUUGUACUUCGUUCCCAGUGGCAUUUCUGUAAAUUAGGUUGACUGUAAGAAUCCAUGGCUGCCGUACUCGAAUCGGUUACAGUUCCUCGUUCAUCUAGCUUUACAGGCUCUCUGCCUUCAUCGACGAAGGUAUCGUCGGUUCGUGCUCUCUGUAGCGGCCAGAGAAUUGGUUCUUUGCCGGAAUUUAGGGGCUUAAAGCUUCACUCCCGUCGUCUGAGUCGUUCAUCUGCAUCAGUAAGCUUAAAGAACGCGGGGAUUUCUACCAGAGCAAGACGGAUUGUCUCCGAGGCUCAGGAGACAGCUCUCGAUGUGCCAGCUGUGACUGAGGAAACAUGGAAGUCGCUUGUCCUUGACUGUGAUCUGCCUGUGCUGGUUGAGUUCUGGGCCCCAUGGUGUGGACCCUGCCGCAUGAUCCACCCCAUUAUCGGUGAACUAUCAAAGCAAUAUGCUGGAAAGAUGAAAUGCUAUAAAUUGAACACUGAUGAGUGCCAUCCAGUGGCUACUCAAUAUGGUAUUCGAAGCAUUCCAACCAUCAUUAUCUUCAAGGAUGGUGAGAAGAAAGACACAGUUAUUGGUGCUGUGCCUAAAAGCACGCUGACUGCCAGCAUUGAGAAAUUCUUGUAGAGAAAGUAAGCUCACAAUUAAUGGCCUGUUUCUAGUACUAUCUGACAAUCUCUUAAAGCUUUUGAUGUGGCAUGUUUGGAUGUAUGUACUGCCUGGUAAAUCUUUAGCAUGAUGUGUAUAGUUGGAGACUGCAGUAUCUCUUGUUCUUAUCAUAUAAAACAUGUCUCCUACAUACUUGGACACAUUUUAGCAUCUCUUUCUGGAAUUUUGAUGUGGGU
This is a messenger RNA of Telopea speciosissima, 906 nucleotides long. Its product is annotated as thioredoxin 1-like. Lineage: Eukaryota; Viridiplantae; Streptophyta; Magnoliopsida; Proteales; Proteaceae. Gene Ontology annotation, molecular function: protein-disulfide reductase activity; oxidoreductase activity, acting on a sulfur group of donors, disulfide as acceptor. The record is from RefSeq and is a predicted model, not a curated record. Gene Ontology annotation, cellular component: cytoplasm. The transcript has 2 exons. The coding region runs from base 119 to 688 and encodes 189 amino acids.